CCCGCAUCCCCGGAAGCGGCCGUUGCCGCGGUAACGGCGGAGCGAUUUCCGACAGGGGCGGCGGCCGGCGCGAGGGAGGCGGGUGGCCAUGGUGCCCAGCAAGUGCCGGCCCGGCAGGGGCCCGCGGGCCGCGCCCGGCCCGUUUGACUUCAGGAUAAAUAAAGAACCGUCGUCUCUCCACAACAGACUUCUGCAGCACGACCUGGAAAAAAACUACUCGGGAAGGCAAGGAGACCCGAGAGUAUUGAGUCCUUUGGUGCGCAAUAAGCAGCUGUAUCUUCCAGUGCCAUCUGCUCUGACCGAACUUUCUGGUUUGGAGUUCAAGCAAAGCACAGGUUCUUUAUCUGCAUUUGGGGAGUCUUCCAUACAUGCAAAACCCAGAUCCCGACAAAGCAGUCACAGUGUUAGUUCACACGCUUCUGAUAACGUGAAUUUUGGGAGCAGUUCAUCAAUAACGUUUCCUGUUUUGCAACGUACUGCUGAGGAAAAAAUACUGAACUCGGAUAGACUCACCCUGGAAAGGCAGAAGCUGACAGUGUGCCCGAUUAUCGAUGGAGAAGAUCAUCUUCGCCUUUUGAAUUUUCAGCAUAACUUUAUAACCCGGAUCCAGAACAUUUCCAACCUGCAGCAUCUUGUUUUCUUAGAUUUGUACGAUAACCAGAUAGAGGAAAUAAGCGGGCUUUCAACUCUGAGAUCCCUGAGAGUUCUUCUUUUGGGGAAGAACAGGAUAAAGAAGAUCUCGAAUCUGGAGAACCUAAAAAAUCUUGAUGUUUUGGAUCUUCAUGGAAAUCAGAUCGCUAAAAUAGAAAACAUCAACCAUUUGAGUGAACUGAGAGUGUUAAACCUUGCCAGAAACCUACUGUCCAUUGUAGAAAAUCUUAAUGGACUGGAUUCACUCACAGAGCUCAAUCUUCGUCAUAAUCAAGUCUCUGCUAUAAAAGAUGUGGAUACUUUGCCCCGUCUCCAACGUCUGUUCCUCAGCUUCAACAAUAUAUCUAGUUUUGAGGAUAUUCUGUGCCUUGCUGAUUCCUCAUCUUUGUCAGAUAUCACCCUUGAUGGCAAUCCAAUAGCUCAGGAGACAUGGUACAAACACACUGUUCUCCAUCAUAUGAUGCAGCUCCGACAGCUAGAUAUGAAGAGAAUCACAGAAGAAGAAAGACGCAUGGCAUCUAUUGCAGCAAGGAAAGAAGAAGAAAGGAAGCGUGAAAGUCAUAAACAGAGUUUGCUUAAGGAAAAGAAACGGUUAACAAUUUGUAAUAUUGCUCGCCAGUGGGAGAUACAGCAGAAUAGAAUAGAUCUUGUGGCUUCUUUAAACCAAGAUAAAGAUAACCAGCCUUGUCCUAUCAAUGGCAGUGCUGCAUAUGUAUUUCCUGAAGAAAGCAGGUCUCUUGAUACAAUAUUGAACAGUGCAGUACAAGGCUUGUCUGUCCUUGAGUCUCAUCUGGUGGAACUGGAAGGAGACACUCUUUACUUGUAUGGUUCUGGAGCACUGGAGUGCUUGGAUCGAAACUGGAGUGUUCAAACAGCUGGAACUGUUGUCACAGUCUCCUUUAUGUUCAUAGAAUUUGAUGAAAUUGUGCAAGUGUUAACAAAAAUGAGGAUAAAAUUUCCUAAUUCUGUGCACCUAAAGUUUAAGGAGACGAAUCUUGUGACGCUGCAGCAGUUCAAUGCGUUAGCCCAUGCACAUCGCAUAGAACAGUUAACAGUUGAUCCGCAGGGAAAUCCAGUUGUUAACUUUACUUUGUGGAAGUACUACGUUCUGUUUAGAUUGAACCAUUUUAAUCUACAGAAGAUAAAUGGAAUUGAGGUUACUCAAGAUGAUGUUGUAAUGGCAGAAAGGCUCUUUGGCAUUCUGGCUUAUGUAGCAUCUUCUGAGCUGCCUCGUUAUCGCUUGCUUUCGUCAUUUGGAGAAUCUAGGAUGAAGCAAUUCAGUUACCUUCUGGAGGGAAAGGGGAAGAAAUCUGGGACUGGAAACGAGGAAAGUAAUGAUAACAGAAGAGCUGGGAGAGAAAACACUGCUCGAGCAACAUUGAGUUAUGUCACAAAGGACUUUCAUAUGGAAAAGCUUGAGGAAAUCAAGGAAAGAAAAACAUUUUGCCAAACAUACGUCAAGAAUUUAGUGAAAGAAGCUGCUGACAUCCAUAUGAAAAAUGAGUCCUUGCAGAAGCUCUGGCCUCAAAUGUUCAUUGAGCUUGUCAGAGAUGCAGUGAUAGAAAUACGCAAUAAAAAUUCCUACAUGAAACUCAGCUUACAGCGGAUCACUGAUCAAAAACAGUAGAGUCAAGGCCUGUUCUCUUGCAAGCUUUUGGUUUCAGGUUUGGAUGAUGUUUCACAAACUUAAAACAAUAGAAUAUAAAAUUACCAUCACAAUGAAACACGUCCUUACUAUCCCCUUCUCCCCCCCCAAACAAAAGUUACCUUUAAAUCUUAAUUAACUCUGUUUUCAUAACUUUCUUGAUAGUGUUCAAUUACAAAUUUACUUGCAUAAAACAUUAACAGUGCUUCCUUGGCUAAAGUGAAGAGAUGGCAUUGAAGUAACUUGGUGAUUAUGCCAUGUUUCACUACAUUCUUGUUCAUUUUUUUUUUCUGCUUUCCUUGCUUCUGUAGUGCUAUAGCAUUGAUGUUAAGGAACAAGUUUACAAACUGCUUAUUUAUUUAUUUAUUUUUGUUGAACACUUUCUGAUUGUCAGCUUUUUGAGUAUUUCCUGCUGUCUUUAAAAAAAAAUAAAUCAGGAAUAUUAGCAAUUUUUUAAUGAUUAAGAGCUAGUAAAUUAUUGCUUUUACACUCUAAGGUUGAUGAAUGCUUUAUAUUAUUUUAUUUGUCAGAUUAUAGAACGCAUUUUCAGAUCAAGUCUGUGACAGUUUUUGGCAUACUGAAUUAACGUAAUUAUCAACUGAACAAAUGGCUUGAACUUGACUUCAAGUUCUUUUCUCAUUAAUUUAAUUUAUGUUAGUUUGUGUGAAUUAUUGUAGGUUAAAUAUGAAAUUGGGGAUAUGUACUUAUGCUUUAUUUUUAUUCUUUUAUAAUUUAUUGAUAUAACAAAUUAUUACUUUUUGAGCUUUGUUGAUUAAGGUCAAAUAAACUGAAAAGCACGCACUCAAUUUUGUAAGGAAACUGAUGAAUGCUGUUCAGUUAUAAUCACUGACAACUGUUUCAUUUCUGUGUCUGUGUGAAAAUUUCAGACUUUUAUCAAUAAAAAUAAAUUACUCACUUUUACCUUUCACAGA
Molecule: messenger RNA, 3228 nt
Organism: Numida meleagris (helmeted guineafowl)
Lineage: Eukaryota; Metazoa; Chordata; Aves; Galliformes; Numididae
Gene: LRRC49
Product: leucine rich repeat containing 49
Exons: 16
Coding region: 89-2278 (729 amino acids)
Molecular function (GO): protein binding
Source: RefSeq, a predicted model, not a curated record